AGCAACUCCUCGCGAGCACAAUCCUAAACCUCGCAUCUUAAGCGCAGCACCAUGGAUGACCUCUACGAUGAGUUCGGCAACUACAUCGGGGAAGCUGUCGACUCCGAAGAUGAAUCUCGACAUGAUGAAACCAGACCGCAGGCUGUUGCCUUCGAUGAGGCCUUUGAUGACGAUGAAGAAGAAGAAGCAGAUAUCGCCAAUGAGCAACAAUUAAUGGAGGUUGAUGAAGGACCUUCUAACGCUGUCGUCCUACAUGAAGACAAGCAAUAUUAUCCCACCGCGCAACAGGUGUAUGGCCUCGAGGUGGAAACGCUGGUACAGGAAGAAGACGCACAACCGCUUUCCGAGCCCAUUAUCGCUCCAGUAAGGCAAAGGAAGUUUGCCAUCGAAGAAGCCGAGCUACCUCCAGUUUUUUUCUCUCGUGAAUUUAUGUCCGAUUUGCUCAAUUUCCCCGAACAAAUAAGAAAUAUUGCACUUGUCGGUCAUUUGCACCAUGGGAAAACAGCAUUUAUGGACAUGCUCGUGAUGCAGACACAUGAUCUGACUGAACGACUGGAGAAACGAUCAGGCAAGAAAAGGGAGGAGCAGCUUCGGUAUACUGAUAUCCAUUUUUUGGAAAGGGAGCGUGGGCUGUCGAUCAAGUCAGCGCCGAUGAGCCUUGUUCUCCAGGGCACCAAAGGGAAAUCUCACCUUUUCAACAUCCUCGAUACACCUGGUCAUGUAAACUUUGUGGAUGAGGUUGCCACGUCUCUACGGUUGGCAGACGGUGUUGUGCUCGUUGUUGAUGUUGUCGAGGGCGUACAAGCGAAUACUGAACAAAUUAUCAAACAAGCUGUGCUCGAGGACCUCCCUCUGACGAUGGUUGUGAACAAGAUGGACAGACUCAUCCUUGAGCUGAAACUGCCCCCAAGUGACGCAUACUUCAAACUAAAACAUGUCAUUGAAGAAGUUAACACGGUCAUUGAGAAUGUCUUACCCGGGCAGGGGGGGAAGAGACGGCUGAGUCCUGAGAAGGGAAACGUUGCUUUUGCGUGCACAUCCAUGGGUUGGUCCUUCACAGUACAGUCAUUUGCCAAAAUGUAUACCGAAACCUAUCCUCAAGUUGAAACCGCCGAAUUCGCCAGGCGGCUUUGGGGAGAUAUUUUCUUUAACCCCAAGAGCCGCAAAUUUACGCGCAAAGGAGUGGAAGAGAACUCUAAACGGACCUUUGUGAAAUUCGUUUUGGAGCCCAUCUACAAGCUAUAUUCCCAUACUAUCAGCGAAAGCCCCGAAGAUUUGAAAGAAACCCUGGCGAGCGUGGGCAUCAGUUUGAAGCCGUCUCAACUCACAUCUGACGCGAAAGUGCUACUCAACCUGGUCUGUGAGCAGUUUUUUGGACCUGCAACCGGAUUUGUGGACAUGAUUGUUCAGCACGUUCCAUCCCCAGUGGUGGGAGCGCAGAAUAAACUCGCUCGACAUUACACUGGGCCUCUAGACACAAAGGUGGCAGCCGCUAUGUCCACUUGUGAUCAGAAUGGUCCUCUAGUAGUACAUGUCACGAAGCUUUUCAGCAGUACAGAUGCAUCUAGCUUUAAUGCCUUCGGGCGGAUCAUGAGUGGAACCGCGCGGCCUGGCCAGCAAGUUCGAGUGUUGGGUGAAGGCUAUACCCCGGAGGAUGAGGAAGAUAUGGUGACUGCAACAAUCUCGGAUACUUGGAUAGCUGAGACUUCCUAUAACAUCCCGGCUAGCGGGGUGCCUGCUGGAAACUGGGUGCUCUUGGGCGGCGUAGACAAUUCUGUUGUCAAAACUGCAACCAUUGUGCCUCUCAAGUUCGAAGACGAUGAAGAUGCGUACAUCUUCAAACCUAUCCGCCACAUAACAGAAUCUGUGUUCAAGGUCGCUGUUGAGCCGGUCAAUCCGUCAGAGCUGCCCAAAAUGCUUGAUGGCCUACGUAAAAUUAAUAAGAGCUAUCCCCUUAUCUCAACGAAAGUUGAGGAGUCUGGCGAGCAUGUUGUCUUGGGAACAGGCGAGCUCUACAUGGAUUGCGUCCUUCAUGACCUCCGAAGGCUGUACUCAGAGAUGGAAAUAAAGGUCUCGGACCCGGUGACUCGAUUCUGUGAAACGGUUGUUGAGACAUCCGCUAUCAUGUGUUACUCGAUCACACCUAACAAGAAGAACAAGGUUACCAUGAUUGCGGAGCCUCUAGACGAUGGAAUUGCUGAAGAUAUUGAAAGCGGCAAAGUCAGUAUCAAAGAUCCGAUACGGAAAGUGGCGCGGUUUUUUGAGGAAAACUAUGACUGGGACAAACUUGCUGCCAGGAGUAUUUGGGCAUUUGGUCCGGAUGAGAUGGGCCCAAAUAUUCUCCAAGACGACACACUACCAUCACAGGUUGACAAGAAGCUUCUUGGCACUGUCAGAGACUCCAUUACCCAAGGAUUUAGCUGGGGCACAAGGGAAGGCCCCCUCUGUGAAGAGCCAAUCCGGAACACAAAAUUCAGGCUUACAGACGUUUCACUUGCGGAUCAAGCUAUUUACAGAGGAGGAGGGCAAAUCAUUCCCACCGCUAGGCGCGCUAUCUACUCAUCGUUCCUCAUGGCAUCUCCGCGGCUAAUGGAGCCAGUCUAUGCCUGCACAAUGACCGGGCCCGCAGAUGCUGUUUCGUCUGUAUACACAGUCCUUUCGCGCAGAAGAGGACAUGUUCUUUCCGACGGGCCUAUUGCGGGUACACCACUUUAUUCGGUCCGAGGUUUAAUUCCAGUGAUAGACUCAUUUGGUUUUGAAACCGAUCUUCGAAUUCACACGCAAGGCCAGGCUGCCGUCAGUCUUGUUUUUGAUAAGUGGAGUGUAGUCCCCGGUGACCCACUAGACCGAGAAGCCAAACUCAGGCCACUGGAGGUAGCACCUGCGAUGGCAACUGCACGAGAUUUCGUGCUGAAGACAAGAAGGCGAAAGGGUUUGGCGGAGGACGUUACCGUUAGCAAGUUUUUGGAACCGGAGCUUUGGAAGGGAUUGAAGGAAAGUGGCGUUUUGGACUGA
This is a messenger RNA of Monascus purpureus, 3015 nucleotides long. Lineage: Eukaryota; Fungi; Ascomycota; Eurotiomycetes; Eurotiales; Aspergillaceae. The record is from the annotation of a GenBank genome assembly.